AUGGACAAAGACAGCAACGACGAUGAUGAUGGGAAGGUCCCGAAGCCGUACGAUGGCCCAUUUCUAUUCAUCAACAAAACCUCGGCGACCCUGGCCCGAAGUCGAGACGAGAGUUUCACUAUAUCCUCGCAUGUGUCCAAAACACAUCGCAAAUGGUUGAAAGAAGAGAGGCUCAGGCGAUUGCAUGCAUCUAGCAGCAAGGCUGUGGCAGCCCAACGAUCGAUUCUUCCAGCGGCAGCAUCGCGAUUCCCAGGGGCUGGUCCAUCAGACGCCGUCCUAGUGGACCAUUCUGCGCCUGCACGGGCAGUCACCGACCCCAGUCAGUUACAAGACGACGGUAGCGCUUCGCGAGACAUCGUACGACGUUCAGUGGUCGAAAGGGUGCGUGGCGACGAGCAUAGUCAUCCUGUUUACCCUUUCGAGGGCAGCCAAGAAAAUAUUGACCAACAACGAACCGCCUCCUACGAGCUAUGGAACAGGCGUGCUUGGGCGAUCAAAAAACCCUCUCUAGGCCUUUGGAAGGGUAAUUCUGACCCCUUUUCGGCUGCCGCGGUGCCUCUUGCUACCCCAGACCACGAGAUCAUCCGACUAGCUCAGCGAUUUUUCGUGUUUGUGGCUUCGCCAGACCAGACGAGUGCAGUGUGGAGGGCUCCAAUAGCCGACACUUCCAGUUCGCACGUUCAUCUGGACAAAACUAUAGGAGACGAAGCCGAAAUCCAUGCUAUCCUGGCCGCAGGUUAUGCCGUAAAUGGAGAGCUUUCCCCGCAGCUUUCCGAGCAGUCCAUGACCCGGCAGCUGUUGCAUAAAACCAAGGCUGUCGCACUCCUUCGAGAUAGGCUAGUGAAACACGGCUUUUCACCUGGCGUCACUACAUUGAUCCGUCUCCUCAUCUCUCUUGACUUUCACGCCUCUGAUGAUGAAUCGGCACUGGUUCAUUUGCGUGGCCUCUGGGCCAUGGCCUCGACGACACCUGGAGUUCUGGUGGAUGCCCAAAAUCUCCUCAUGAUCAGCGAUGCGUGGAUCUCCAUAUCACUACUGAAGAGACCCGAAAUAUCGCCGGAACGAUACGACCCCGGCCCACGUUCGCAGCAUCCGUUUGACGAAGCUCUUCGAGAACUGGAAGAUAAACAUGGCAUUGCCGUUACUGAUGGUGCCAAGAGCGCAACACCGGAGGCUGCAUUCGACGAAAAGAUGUGGAGGCUGCUGGAGAGUGCCCAUGAGAUUGUCAAUGCAAAGAGGAUAGUGGGCGAGAUCACUGAUACCAAGUUACAAGAGUCGGUUGUCCAUUGGAUAAACAGUCGGAGCACUGCCAUCAGCGGCUUCUGUACCACUGGGUAUGUGGAUGCGACAGAACUUGCACAGUCACCUACGCAGGAUGAUGCGAACAAGGUCAAGCAAACAUUGAUGGCUGCCGCGUGUCUUUGUGGAAUGAUGUUGAUGAACUUCAAAUUCUUGGAUCUGGCCCACAACUUCAACUUCAGCAAAACAUGCCAAAAGAUUGAGCAAGUCCUCCACAGUGUCUCGCAGGCGCUGGAACAAGCGCGUCAACCAGCACAAGACAGCGACUACAUGUGGCUUUUGUUUCUCGCCGCCAUGGGCAACGAUAUCUUUACCGGGAGGGGCGAUGUCACUUACUCGUCGUGGCCGGUUACAGAGUUCCACUGUGUCAGUGAGCGUCUAAGCGUCCUUGUGGACCAGCAGUCCCCAGCCGCCAUUUUGCGCAGGUAUCCAUGGUAUCCAGAAAUGGACAUUUUCCUGCUCGAGCUACUUUGUCAGAGGGAACCUCGCGCACCUAUCAUCCCGUGGUCGAGGUGGCGGGAUAUUCUGAACCAUGCUUGA
Fonsecaea nubica is the source of this 1839-nucleotide messenger RNA. RefSeq lists its product as hypothetical. The coding region runs from base 1 to 1839 and encodes 612 amino acids. The transcript has a single exon. Lineage: Eukaryota; Fungi; Ascomycota; Eurotiomycetes; Chaetothyriales; Herpotrichiellaceae. The record is from RefSeq and is a predicted model, not a curated record.